AUGGCCCUGCUACAGUACUUGAGUUAUAUAGCGAUUGUAGCCGCAUUCGCCUUCGUGACGCUCUCACUAGCCAGCGGACUGUUGUAUGUUUCAGAGCUGAUAGAGGAGCAUUCACGAUUAGCCAAAAUCUAUGGAAAAAGGGGGACGUAUACUAUAAUCGCCCUCCAUAUCUUGCUCUACUUCACCGACAAUCUACCCUUCCCACAGACUCUGUUCUCUAUUAUAUGCCAUAUCAUCUACCUCCAAAACUUCUCCGCAAGCUGGCCACUCAUCGAUCUCACUUCUUUGUCCUUCAUCGCGUCCUGUAUAUGUGUCGUCGCUGACCACUUUUUAUGGUUCUUCUAUUUCGCCAAAGUAACCAAUGAAGCACGGAGACUGAGGACGUAUCGAGCAGUCGUUCCCGAACCACCAGGUUUCACCGAAAUUGCGUCCUUUUUCGGCCUCUGUGUCUGGCUCGUCCCACUUUUCCUCUUCCUGAGCUUGAGCGCGAAUGACCACGCGAUCCCGUUGACAGCUGUCGAGAGACCCAGUUCUCCCCAGUCGUUUGCAUCACAACAACGCCAAAAAGCUUCUCGGGUUUCUCUACUCCGGUCGAUGCUAUCAUUCAUGUCCUUCGAUGCAUUUCCACGGAUGAGGCGGAAGAACACGUCGGACGGAAUUAUAGCCCCAAGAUCCCCAGCAACACGACCUUCGUCUCCGUUACCGAAUGCCAAUCUUCAGCCUUCGCCGCGACCAACCUAUCUCUCCCCUCCCCGGUCGCCCAUGUUGCGAGCGCAAGAAAUAGAUGCCCGACGACCACGAAGAGCUCUGGUAUUUCGAGCAGCCGACAAGGACUCUCAGGUCGUGGUCGAGUUCCUACCCCGAGACGAGAUAGAUUUGGGCAACUUGGUCCGAUUGACCAACCGGAUUGUCAAGGGCUGCCUUGGUUUGAUUUCAGUCGAGAAUGACAUAUUCCUCGCGGUCGUAACAAGUGCAACCGAGGUCGGAAAUACCAGGCCGUCUGCAUCCUCGCCAGAAUCAGUGGCAAGAAUUCACGAGGUUAGCUUCUACAGCUUGACCUCUUCGACAUGGGACGAUUACUCGAUAGCAAACGACGGUUUCGUCAGCCCCGACGCUAUUGACGCAAGCUUCAGAGACAACUACAUGUCUUCACCAGGGGCGCCGCCGCCGUUCGAGCAUCCGUGUCUUCCGCUCAGCAAGAUCCUCUCCUCUGGUACCUUUUACUAUGCAUACGAUACCCCAUGGGAUUUGUCCUCGAGGCUCUCCGUCCGUUUAUCGCGCCAGGCUCGGGACCGAGGUGCAGAACACGACUUGUCUUUGUUCGACGAACGGUUCGUCUGGAAUGAAUAUAUCAUCCGCAGCCUCUUGGAUUUCCGGGCGAGGUUAAGCGACCACGAGAGACAGGAUCUUGAUCGUUGUCAGUUCCUUAUACUUGCCAUCCAAGGGUAUGUCGGACUCUUUACGAUGGGCCUUCCCGCCCCUCCCACCAAUGGAGCACCGGCUGUUGCCACUUUGGCGUUAAUCUCGAGAUUGGGAUGGAAACGUGCAGGCACUCGAUUCAACACACGCGGAAUAGAUGACGAUGGAAACACGGCGAAUUUUGUUGAGACUGAAACAAUAUUCAGCACCGAUCAGCACUGUGUAAGCUACGUGCAGGUCCGUGGCAGCGUCCCAUUAUUCUGGGAACAGCAAGGAUUACAAACUUUCGGGCAUCGUAUUCAAAUUACACGGCCACAUGCUUCCCAGCCAGCUUUCGAGCGUCAUUUCCUCCAGUUGAUGGAAGAAUAUGGGGCUGUCCAUGCUAUCAACCUGCUGGGACAAAAAGAAAACGAGGCGUCUUUGACAUCAGCAUAUACCCGACAUUUGGCCAUUGCUCGCCAGGGCCUAGGAGACGACCUCGGAAUCACGAACUUUGACUUCCACAAUGCUGUUAGAAUCGCCGGACACGAUAGUGUCAUUCGCGAACUCAGACGAGUGGAAAGCGUGAUGGACCAUGUCGACAGAUUCGGGUUCACUAUGUGCGACGCCUCUGCUGACGAAAUCGUCACAGAUCAGAAAGGUGUCUUCAGGACCAACUGUCUGGACUGUCUCGACCGCACAAACUUUGUUCAGGAUAUCUUAUCGAAGACUACUCUCGAAGAAUACCUUCAACUUGUUCGGAGAGAGUGGUUGUCAUCGAACACUCUGUGGACUUACCAUAGAGAAUUGUGGGCAGAAAACGGCGAUGCCUUGUCUCGCAUUUAUGCAGGGACUGGGGCCCUCAAUACAAGUUUCACUCGAACCGGAAAGCGGACACUUGCUGGAAUUCUAUCUGAUGCUACCAAGAGUGUAUCGCGAGCAUACAUCAAUAAUUUCCAGGACAAAGACAAGCAACUGUCGAUUGACAUGUUCUUGGGGAACCUGAGUAACCAACGCCAAGUCACUAUCUUCGAUCCCAUCCAUGAUUCCGUCCGAGUUGUAUUGGACCAGAGACUGCCGGAGUAUUCGACGACAAAGCAGUGCACGUUCUUCAUUGGAACGUGGAAUGUCAAUGGAAGGCAUCCGUCAGAAUCCUUGAAUGACUGGCUGUUCCCUCCUCAAAGCUCGACCGAACCGGACAUGUAUGUCCUAGGAUUCCAAGAGAUCGUACCCUUGACAGCACAGCAGAUACUUCAAACUGACCCAGAAAAGCGACUGAUCUGGGAAAAGAAAAUCUUGGAAACACUUGAUCGACGUCCGAAUAAAACAUGCAACUAUGUCUUGUUAAGAAGUGAACAGCUUGUCGGUUCCGCCUUGAUCAUCCUAGUAAAAUCAGAGUUGACUGCCGUUAUCCGAAAUGUGGAAGCAACGACGCGGAAGACGGGGCUUCGGGGUAUGUCCGGAAACAAAGGCGCUGUUGGCAUUCGGCUGGAGUAUCACGACACCAAUUUCUGCUUCUUGACUGGACACCUUGCCGCUGGACAUUUCAACACAGAAGAACGAAAUGCCGAUUACCGCACGAUCAACGAGAACCUUCACUUCCUCAAAGGCAAAACCAUUCAAAGCCACGACAAUGUUAUCUGGCUUGCUGACACCAAUUACCGGAUCGAAUUGGAUAACUACACCGUUCGAACUCUGGCCGAGAACGAUGACUUUGAUGCACUUCUGGCCGCUGACCAGUUGAUGCAUGCCAUGGACACUGGCCAAGCUUUUGUCGGAUACGAGGAAGGGCCAAUUCUGUUCCGGCCGACAUAUCGAUAUGACUUUGGAACCGAUAAUUACGACACCAGUGAAAAGAUGCGCAUUCCUGCAUGGACUGAUCGCAUACUGUAUCGAGGCAAUCAACUCGACCUAGCAGUUUACAACCGCGCGGAAUUGAAAGGCUCUGAUCACAAACCAGUCUUCGCUAUUUUCAGAGCAGAGGUCCGGAUUGUGGAUCCCGUCAAGAAGGCGAUGAUGUCGCAGCUCCUCCUGGAGAGCGUUGCAUCGACACGGCCUGGUGAAAAAUUGGACGAAAAGCUAAAGACGGCAGUUUUGCCCAAGUUUAUUGGAGAAGCCCCACCGCCCAGUAGCAACGAUUCUGCUUGGUGGGAUCAACCGGACCAACCAUUGGGCAUUAUACCGUUAACCCUCUUCCCUAAACUCGAUACCUCCCACAAGAGCAACCCUUUCGAUUCUCCCGAUGGAUCUCUAUCUGCAUCGCCUACCAGUUCGGACGAGGAGCUCUAUACACAUGCUCUCACCUUGCAGACGCCUAUGGUACCCACACAGACGAAGCGACCCCCGCCUCCACCUCCCCCAAAAAGAUUGCUCACGGGAGACCCUGAACCAACACCCAACAGACAUAAUGAAUAG
This is a messenger RNA of Coprinopsis cinerea okayama7#130, 3813 nucleotides long. RefSeq names its product phosphatidylinositol phosphate phosphatase. The transcript is spliced from 26 exons. Gene Ontology annotation, biological process: endoplasmic reticulum to Golgi vesicle-mediated transport; phosphatidylinositol dephosphorylation. NCBI's taxonomy places the organism in Eukaryota, Fungi, Basidiomycota, Agaricomycetes, Agaricales, Psathyrellaceae. The coding region runs from base 1 to 3813 and encodes 1270 amino acids. Gene Ontology annotation, cellular component: cytoplasm; membrane. Gene Ontology annotation, molecular function: COPII receptor activity; phosphatidylinositol-3,5-bisphosphate 5-phosphatase activity; phosphatidylinositol-4,5-bisphosphate 5-phosphatase activity. The record is from RefSeq and is a predicted model, not a curated record.